Messenger RNA from Thrips palmi, 5043 nucleotides. Its product is annotated as zinc finger CCCH domain-containing protein 13-like. Gene Ontology annotation, molecular function: RNA binding. Lineage: Eukaryota; Metazoa; Arthropoda; Insecta; Thysanoptera; Thripidae. The transcript is spliced from 10 exons. Bases 218 to 4414 code for a protein of 1398 amino acids. The record is from RefSeq and is a predicted model, not a curated record.
UCCCUUCUCCCCCUCCCCUGCCUUGCUGUUCCCCCCGUUCCUUCUGCCGACAUGUUCGUUCGAUGAUCUGUUUAGAUUCGGUGGUUUAGAUUUGGUGUCGUCUGGCAUGUGACUUCGUGACUCAUGGGUCACAUUAACGUCGUUGAACACCUCCUCUUUGCUGCACAUCACGCGAGCAAGUAGUCAAUCGACGAGUGCAGACAGUCCCAUCGAAACAAUGUCAUCCGGUAAGUUAAGAAGAGAGCGUUCUGGCUCCCGAGAACGCCAGUCUCACAAGGAAGGAGACAAGAGGAGUGAUGCUGGUGUCCCUGAGCUGAAGGAAGAGGAAUAUGAUGAGCAGUGGGAGCACGAGUGGGACGACAUCAACGAGAUCAGCAAGAGUGGCGCAAAGUACUACAAGCCAUAUGGAAAGAAUCCAAAUCAGAAGUGGAGGGGCCGCAACCAGUUCCACCAUUACAACCAGUAUCGUGGCCAAAACCGAUUCAACAAGUGGGAGCACAGAAACUAUUCUGCAGGUUCUGAUCACGGAUCAGACAGUAACCGAAGAACUGAAAGACGGCACAUCCCUGAUGAAGAGGAGAAUUUGGAAAUGCCACCGGGUGAAGAAAUCACGAACCUGAAAGUGAAAAUUCAAGAUGGAAAGAGAUUUGCAGCGCCUGAUGAGGUAGAAAUAGAAUCUUAUGAAGACAAUAGAAACCGGCCAAGAUUUUCAAGAGGGAGAGGUUCCAGGGGUUAUCAUGGUGGUGGCAGGGAUAAGUGGGCCCAGGGAAACAGAUUCAAACGGCCAGCAGCAAGUGAUUUAGUAGAUUGUAGAGAAGUGUUAAAUCGGAGAAAGCGGUUCCAUGCUGAUUCAGAAGGUGAUCUCCGUGAAAAACUUCAAAAAAAAGAUUCUGACUUAGGUGAUCUGAGAGAAGUGAUUGAUUCUCGUGAUCCUGGAGCAAUGGAUCUGAGAGACUUAAUUGAAGCACCUGAUAUGAGUCUAAUGGAUGAAUUCACAGAGGAUGUUGUUGGAGAAGUUGAUCUUGAAGAAGACAUACGCCUUAGAAUUCGAAAUGAUUACUACCAUGAUGGUGCUGAAGAUGAAAGGUCUGUCAGACAUUUUGAAAAUGACUUUGAAAGUGAUGCUGAACCAUAUGAAUAUGAAGAUGACCGAGAGCCACUGGACAUUCCUCCUGAAGAAAAUGUUUUUCGCAAUGAAGGCCCGCUACAUCAAGAAGAAUGGAUACAAGGCAAAUGGCAUCAACGUAGAGGCUCUCCUCCUGAGAAGAGCUUUGAACAACGUGAGGGAUGGUCUGGAAGAAACAGGCAAGAUUCGUUCCCUGAAGCUGAUUGGUCCAGGUCUCGUGUCCCUCAUGGCAGCCCCAGAGAAGAACGCCUGAAUUCAAGAGACCGUUCUCCAAGAUUAGGGGGUAGUCCUCACCGAAGAAAUCGGGAUCAUUCAAGAAACAGAAGUCGUGAGAGGGUGAGAAGUUCACCUGGAAGAGUCCUCAGGGAAAGAAGUUUUGAGCAAGGAAUUAGACCAAGGGAUUCCAGUUGGGAAAAAAGGUUUGAGCUGAUUCCUCAUAGGGACAGAGUUCCCCCAGAACAAGAAAGAAGAGGUAGUUUUGAGGAUGAUAGAAGGGUUUCUGAAAGGAACAGGGACUUCGCUUUUGAAAGAGAAAGGUCAUUUCCUCCUAAUCACAGUCCUUUACUUGAAACAGAAAGAUUGCCUCCUAUGCUUGAUGCAAGAGGACGAGUGAGAAGCCCUCCCAGAGAAACAAGCAGAGUGAGGGAAAGGAACCACCCAAGAAUGAGAAGCAUCAGUCCUGUGCCUCCUCAUGCCAUGAUCAGUGAGAGAAACAGAAGAAGUCAAGAGAGGAACAACAGUGUUACAUCAGAAAGGGGUAGAGUGACUGGCCGGGACAGGAAUAGGAGUGCUGAUCGUGAACCUAACAGAGGGAGGAUGAGGGAGAGGGACUCGAGUACUGGGCAAGGCAGGAACUGGAAUGCCGGCCAAGAAAAGGAUAGGAGUAUGGAGCGGGUCAGGACUAGAAGUGUGAGCCGGGAAAGAAAUAGAAGCUUUGAUCGAGACAGGCAAAGAAAUUUUGAUCAGGUUAGAAAUAGAAAGAGGGCUGGGGUUGAGGAGGGUACUAGGAACAGUCGCUGGGCCAGAAGUAGUAGUCGAGAAAUGGCUGCUAGACCUGGAAGGGAAAUUAACUUGGGCAGGGAUAGGGAUAGAAGUCCACGUUGGACGGGUCCUAGGACUCCAAGUGCUGAAAGGUUUAGGGCUGCUGUCUGGAACCAGCCAAAAAGUCCUGGACGAAACAGAGAGCUUAGUCCAAACAGCGAACAUUCCAGAGGCAGAGGAAGACAAUCAGGGAUGCCUGCGGAUCAGUCAAGAGAUCGUAGUAGGGGAAGAGAAGCUGAGGGACGUCCUCGGGAGCAGAAAGACAAGAUUCCUUCAAGGUCCAAGGAUCAAGAUCGUCGAGACAAGGUUCAAGAUCAACCUCGAAGAAGGGAUUUUGAACAUCUCAAGACUCAAGUUAUACAGCCAGAUAGACCAAGAGAAUCCAGCUCAAGCUCAAAGCCUGAGCAGAACCGUAAAAGGGAACAUGAAGAGAACUCAAGUAAAUCAUCAAGGGAUCGUCUAAGAAGCCAAGAACAUCGCAAUUUACAAGAAAAAUGUGGAAAGAGAACUACUCAAUUUCCUGUUGAAGAGUUUAAACAAAGAUUUGUAAGAGAGAUUGAGAAACCUGAGAAAUCUGUUAGAAGAGAUGAAUUUGUGGGUAAACACGGAAGAAGUGACUCAGUCCAAGCUAAAAAGCAGGGCAGUGGUUUUAAUGAUAAUGACUCUAGGGAAUGGGAGAAUAUUCGAGAUUUUCAAGAAAGAAGAACUGCUCAGCCAUUAAUAGAUCUCCCAUUCCUUGAUGAAGCAAGAAGACAGAGGCAGAAUUCAUCCCGUGAAGAAACUAGACCACAAGAAAGCCGUAGUUCAAGAAGCAUGGCUGCCCCAUUUCUGCCUAGAAACCAAAAUGAAAAUCGCUUGUCGCAGUCUCAGAAAAAGGAUGAGGCUGGGAAUUGGCAAAGUCAGAAUGCCAAACACUCGUUGAGUCACCCUGAAGAGGAAAGGCGUAGAUCUUCCCGUUGGGGAAGUCCAGGCCGGAGAGAAAAAGCCUCUAAUCACUUUGAUAGUCACAAGUCGACUGCCCAUUCCUCCCAGAGUUCAGCAAACCCACAUCAUCCGACGUCGAACGGGAAAGCCGAAGACGGCCACUGGCAGAGGAGCAGAGACCUUCCUUCACAUGGCGAGUCUCAAUGGAACAAGCCUCGGUCUGACCUAUCAAGCAAGUCGAGGGACUCCACCACCUUCAGGCCAUUCCCUCCCAAGAGUCUUCUGUCUCCCAGAGAGGUGAUAUUUAUCCGUGGACUAGCAAGAGACGUCUCAGAUAUGGAUGUAAGGAAGGAUAUCAGCAACUGUGGACUUUGGGCGAAAGAUGUUCGUGUCGUGUAUGAUACUGAUACAGGUGUAUCAAGAGGCCUAGCAUUUGUCACUUUCAAUUCAGUCGAUGAGGCCACACGGUGGAUGGACUUGAGGAAUGGUGUUCUUAACCUUCGCCCCAACAAUCAUGCAGCAAUGGAUUAUAGCAACCCAGUGUCCAAAGACUGGGAGUGUGUCCGAUGUCAUACUACUAACUUCAAGAACAGAUCUGCCUGUUAUCAAUGUAAUAGAUCCAAAGACGACUGUCUUGAUGGAUGGGAAGAAACCUGCCCAUAUCCCACUAAUGCUCUUCUCUUGCGAGGAUUGAAUCCCCUGACCAGUACUUCAGAAGUCAUGAAGGCUUUGAAAGGUCGAAUGCAGGCACAUUCAAGAAUAGACAGUGUGAAGAUGGGAGUCGAUAUGAAGGGCCGACCCCGUUCUGUGUGCUUUGUUCAGUUGACAAGUGUCGUUGACUCAAUGUGUCUUCACAAAUCAAUUGUGACUGAACCUCUAAUGAUUGACAACAACUUAGUGAUGGUUGCAUAUUGCCAACUGGACAAGUUGCCUCCAAUGGACUCUCACCCUGGCCAACUGCACCCUGGCUUGCCCACAGUCCAUUCGGUGGCCCCUCCCUCCAUUCCCCUCUCACUGCACACGGGUCCUCCAUCGAGCAACAAUAUUCCAGUUGUACCAAGGACAGUCCCGCCAGCUGCCCCGCCUGCUCCUGUCCACAUGCCUGCUCCAACACCUGCACCCCCAGCCAAGCCUGCACCAAUAUCAACAACCGCCAUACGCUCCAUGCUUGAGGGCAAUUAUUCCGAGAAGGACAUCCCUACACUCGCCCAAUAUUGUGCCUCAGCUUAUGCUAAGAAUCCCCAAGAACAAGCUGCCUAUGUGCGCUACUAUACCAAACUCUACAGGGAGAAACUUCUCAAGAAUCAGGCGGGUGGAAAGUAAUUCUUAAGGAAGUCAGAUAUAAUAAAGUUACCUGGUUCUCAUUGACGUGGACCAUAAUAUAGUUUAUCUGUUUAUUUUGUUUGACAAAAAUUAAUUUGUAAUCAUUUAUUUGGAUACGUAAUUGAAGCACAAAAGAAUUACUCACUGUACUAUGUUGUUUAAAAUUCCUUUGAGAAGUGUAACUCUAUCACACCUCUGUUUUAUUUUAUUGUCACUAUUUUUAUGGUAGGUAUUCUUUUGUAUGGUUUGCUCAAGUUUAAUCACUUGCUUAGUCAGUCAUUUGCCAUCACCAAUCACUUGAAGUUGAAAUUGAUUUCACUGCCACUAGAUGGGUACUGGCCUUCCUGAUUGAGGUGCAGUGUCAGUUUUAACUGGUAAUUAGCAAUGACCUAACAUACCAUCAUCAAUUUGAAAAAAAAAGUUCUUUUUAAAAGUUUUGUACUUUUUGACACAAGUGUUUGUUUUGUUUCUAUAGUCUUUGCUUUGCCAAACAGUGUGAUGUGAUAGCACAUAUGUUUGUUAAAUCCUAUGCUAAUUUUAAUUUGCAAGUUUGAUUUAAAAAUUCUGUUGAAAUAAAUUACCCUUGUAAUCUUGUGAUUGACUUUCGAAUUAAACUUUUUUUCAAUUGA